AUGCUUAUAGCUCUCAUAUUCAUUGCCCUAGUGGUGGGUCACACCACGACCGGCGCAGAGGACGCAUCCAGCAGAAACGCAGAAGAUGGGAAGUCUGUAGAUGACGAGGGUCCCGAUAUGGAGAACAUCUGCACUUGUGACUACCCAGAAACAACAGAAGAGCUUGCAGCUCCCAGUGGCACAAGCAUUCGCAUUGGCAUACCGCCAGGAAGAGAAACCCCACGAGCUGAGAAUGGCCCUCCCGGUCGCCCUGGACCUGCUGGCCCUCCCGGACCCUCUGGACCUGAUGGCCCUCCCGGACUCCCUGGCCCUCCCGGACCCGCUGGACACCCUGGCCCUCCCGGACCCGCUGGACACCCUGGCCCUCCCGGACCCGCUGGACACCCUGGCCCUCCCGGACCCGCCGGACACCCUGGCCCUCCCGGACCCGCUGGAUACCCUGGCCCUCCCGGACCCUGUUGUACUCCGGAACUCAUUCGCUCCAUCGAAGUUGAAGCUCCCCCUGUACAGGUUGUCCCUCCGAGCAUACCUCAGGCACCAAUGUGCCCAUAUGGCUAUCAAUUUAACUUCAAUACCGGGACCUGUAACGCAGUGGGUAACUCCAACGGGUUUCUUAAUUUUUACAAAUCCUGGUAUCUCAAACCUUUCAAAAAAUUCUAUAGCUUUUGA
This is a messenger RNA of Daphnia carinata, 669 nucleotides long. Its product is annotated as collagen alpha-3(IX) chain-like. Lineage: Eukaryota; Metazoa; Arthropoda; Branchiopoda; Diplostraca; Daphniidae. The coding region runs from base 1 to 669 and encodes 222 amino acids. The record is from RefSeq and is a predicted model, not a curated record. The transcript has a single exon.